Molecule: messenger RNA, 13142 nt
Organism: Labrus bergylta (ballan wrasse)
Lineage: Eukaryota; Metazoa; Chordata; Actinopteri; Labriformes; Labridae
Source: RefSeq, a predicted model, not a curated record
GACAUCACCAACACCAUGUCCCAUCCUUUUUAUAACCCCUAUGCCCCCGGGAACCACAAUCCCACCCAGGGGCAGUAUGGACACUCCAAUACACCGCCUGAGAGGGAUCCUCGGGGGCCACCUUCUUUUCUUGGACCCGGUCCUAGGUUCAGUUCUUUUGGAGCUUCUCCUGUAAUUCCUGAAAACUCUGGACAAACAGUCUCUGCGUCACUGAAUUACAGGCCUGAACCUAGUCGGGCCAUAAGGGAUGAGGAUACAAAGAGCUCUAUAGACAUGCACAUUGGGAGAGCCAGAGAGGGGGCAUGGCCUCCUGGUACACCCUUGCAUCAACCUAUGGACCAGGGGACCCGGUUUACCAGCACGCAAAGGGAUGACUUUCGCUCUCCUGGCGCCUCCUACGCAAUGACUACAGCCUCUGCUUCUCUGGGACACAAACAUGAAGUGGACAUUGGAAGUGGCAGUAGCAACUUGAACCGUUUGACAAACUAUAUACGGCCCUCAACAGAUGGCUCCAUAUUAAAGUCAUCAUCUGCUUUGUCAAACUAUGCAAGAAUUGCUGACGGUAGGUUAAAUAACCCUGAUGAAAGAGAACAUGGUAUGCAGACUAUUCCAGGGUUAGGUGAUUAUGACCGUUCAGCGUCAGACAAACCAGCAUCCUCUACAGAACCCUUUCAACCCAUGUACACCUAUGAAUCAGCUGCUAGCAUCCUUCUGCAAUUCGGACUUGAGAAAGAGGAUUUGGAACAUCUCAUCUCUUAUCCUGAAGACCAGAUUACCCCUGCUAACCUGCCAUUCAUCUUGCGCCAAAUACGCCUUCAAAAGGACAAGAGUGCAGCAACAGCAGUUCAGUCAAAAGCCUAUCUCGAACCCCAGCUCACCAGAACAAUGAGUUCUGGUGGGGCAGUGGAUAAAACUUCAUCAGCUGUACUCCAGCCGAGUAAUGUGAUUGACUAUGGACAUACAAGCAAGUAUGCAGCAGGUGUUGGGGAUGAGAUUGGAAGGAAAAUUGACAGAGACAACAGUGGUGGGAGUGGAAAUUUGUUUGUGAUGGACACUGAUGAAAGACACUGUAGAGAACCACUGCAGAUAAACACACCAGAGUUUAAAAGUAGUGCCUUGGGUUCGUCAAGUGAGCAGGCGCGUUCUUCCACCACUCUAAGCUCUAUGUACGGUUCAGUUCUUAGACCUGUUGAUUCUCCAAGCAGUGAUCAGACAAAACCAUGGCAGGUUCAACCGAAACGGACUUUCCAAGAUAUCCUCAAUUCUUUCUCUCAGCUAAAGAAAGACUCAGACAUGAGUGCUCUCAAGUCUGAGGCCUCCAAACUUGCUUCUUUGAGUCAACAGGAAGUACAUCCCCAGUCAAUAUUGAAAACCCAACCACCCUCUACUCGAACCCAUGGCACACAUCCCAGCCGACCUGGCCUUGUGCUAAUUGGCAGUAAAACUCCAGGUCAAAGGCCAACAGUUCCCGUGAAGAGUCAUCAGGCAUCGCAACAGCCAAUACAGCAGACGCAGAAGCAGCCGGUUAAGAAGGCCAAGAAUCAGUCACUAAAGCAAGUUUCGAAGCAGCCGGUGCAGAAGCAGCCUUUGAAACAGCAGCAGUCAAAGAAACAGAUGCAGCAGCAUCAAAAGCACCCAGUAUCACAGAAAGGGCAAGUUCUUCCUACUGGUGUCCUUGCACGCUUGGUGAAGCUAGCAACUUCUAAAGGACAGCCGAAAAACGAGGCGGUAGUGUCCAAGGAUCAGCCAACACCAGAGAUGAUGUUUGACUAUGCUGCGGCCUCACCAAGAAUCUUUCCUCAUACCUGUGUUCUAUGUAACAAAGAAUGUACUGACUUGAAGGUGAGUAGAAGACUGCCCCCCUGCUGUUCUCUGUCCUUUCUUGGACACUGUGGGUAUCUAAAUUUCUUCUUUUUCAAUUGUAUAAUUACAUUAUGUUUGUCAAUCAGUUGUAAUUCUGUGGAUGAUUGGAUCGCCCACCAGAACAGCAGUCUUCACCUUGAGAGCUGCACACGCCUCAGAAAACAAUAUCCUAAGUGGGAUGGUGGGAUUACUCUUGGGCCUAGGGCUGCAGGUAAAGAUGCCAAGACCCCAAGCUCAACCUCUGCAAAGAAAACCAGGCAUGGAAGCCGCUCCCGUUCAAAAUCUGUUAGCCCUCAUCGCCGCCGUGGCUCAGAGGGUCGACGGGAUAAACGCAGAAGCCGAUCCCGGUCUCCACAGAGCUCCAAAUACAGCGGCAGAUAUGAUGGCCCCGCCACCUCCAGCUAUCGGUCUCGUUCACAGAGCCCUGAGAGACGAUCCUCACCACGCAGGAAGGACGACAGACAAUCAUCUCCAAGAAGAACCCGUGAUAGACGAUCGCCCCUAAGGAGGAGCAACGAGUCGUGGUCGCCACCGAGGAACAGAUGGUCGCCACCAAGGAAGGGCGAUGCUAUACGGGGCGACGAGAGAUGGACGCCGCCAAGGAGGCCUGAAGGAGGAUGGUCACCGUUAAGGAGGGCCGGCGAGAGACAGUCACCGUCGAGGAGAAGCAGCGACAGCCGAUCGCCAACGAGGAGGGUCGAGAGUAGGUGGUCACCGCCCAAGAGGUUCGACAAGCGAAGGUCGCCACAGAGGAGAGUUGACGACAGGUGGUCGCCGCCAAGGAGAGCUGGCGGGGGGCGGUCGCCCCCAGGGAGGAGUGCUGGAAGCAGAUCGCCGCCCGGGAGGAGCCAGGAGAGACGAUCGUCCAGAGAGGGGUCGUCCCCUCAACGGAAAGCAUCAAACAGUGCGGAGAGUCUGGCUAAAAAGCUGCUGGAAACAUCAGCCGCCCAGUCGCUGUCCAAUAAGUCCGACCUAGAGACCAUGGUUAAAACUCUGGCUCCUGCUUUAUUGGCCGAGCUAGCCAAAAUGACCUCCUCCUCCUCUUCUUCGUCAUCUCUCAAAGGAGGAAAACGCUCCUUGCCUGCUUCCUCUUUGAGACGGAAGAAAUUGUCUUCUUCUGCCGCUUCCUCGACUUUUUCCUCUUCUGCAGCGAAGAGGAAACGGUCAGCGACAAUUCCAUCCAAAGCCAUGCGUCUGCUCAAGAGUGAGGUGAGACUAAAAGGCAUCCAUGAAGGUAUUUCUCAAGACGAUGUGGUCACUGCUGUGGAGCACUUUGGAAAAACCAAGUUUGUCAACCUCUAUCGGUCCAAAUCUGAGGCAAUCGCGCGUUUCGAGAAAGAAGAAGAUGCUAACAGACUGAAGAUCUUGAAGUUCCUCGAUGUGAAAGGAGGAAAGGUCACUGUUGUCAUAGAAAAGGUGGCUGUGACUAAGAAGCAAAUAAAGCCUCCUCUAAAAAAACCUACCGCAUCCGGUGUCUCCACAAAGACCGCGACCAGUAUGAAGGCUCUUCUACCUACACCCAAUAUUCCUCCACUUAUGUCGCUCUUUCACUCUGUAGCCAAUCAAGACGCAGCAAGAAAACUUGUCAACCAGAAACCCGGAGCUAAAAACUCAGCGAAAGCGAUAAAAACUGUAAACAAGGCAAAAGUCUUGGUAUCCAUGGCGAAAAAUGUCUCAACCAAGAUGGUUGCUAAAAAUGUCAAAACAGCUAAGCUCCCUGUAAAGGAAGAAGAGAAGACCGACCUGGCCAAGCAAGAAACAUCCUCAGGAUCCAAGUCCACAUCACCAGAAAAUCAAUCUGACACUGGUGACUCCAAAGAAGAACUGGUGCCUGAAAAUGCAGCGACCACUAACAAAGAAGUCGGGAUGAAAGACGCCAUGGAAGUCGACAAGUCUGCAAACAGGACAGUUAGUGAACCAGCAGAAGCCCCACCAAUUGGAGAAAGGGUCCCGGUUUCCCAGGCAGAAACUCAAGCUGCGACGGAUGUGAGUGUACCCUCAAAAUCUGCAGAUUCAGAGAAUCCGACACAUGUAGAGAGUUUGAAGCUCAACCAACCCGAAACCAAGGUUCCAGAAUCUUUGGAGGUGCACAAAGAAACAGCCGAGUCUGGUAAAGCGUCACCUCCGACCGUGGUGAAACUGCAGGGGAUUGGAAGUUCUCUCUCUCACAGUGACGUUCUCUCCGCCGUGAAGCACUUUGGAAAAACUAAGUCGGUGAUACUGGUCCGAGCCAGAUUGGAGGCUGUUGUGAUUUUCGAAAAAGAGGAAGACGCUAGGAAACUGAAGAGCGUGAGAAGCCUCAAUGUGAACGGAACCGAAAUCACCGUCAUCACUGAAAAGGAGACCGUUUCUAAGGAAGAAAAGCCUCUUCUGCUAAGACCACCUGUCUCUUGCGGUGCAUCCACCCCUGCAUCCAGCAGUGCAAAGGUUCUUCUCCCUUCACCUUCCACGCCUAAAGCAGGGUUAGAAAAGGCCUCAGCUCAGCAGAAACCCAAACCUCCAGAGGACCAGCUGCCUGCAGGAGAAGCUGCGACAAAAGAACAUGUCGAAGCAACAGCUGCAAAAGAUGCAAGGAAACCUACCAAUUCAACAGCUGAUAUUCAGGCUGAUGGAGAAAAUUCAAAGCCUCAAGAAUCCUUGGUGGUGUCAGAGGACACGGCCCAGGCUGUUGUGAACCAAUGGAGCUCGGGGGAUCAGGAGUUAAAUUUGAUGGAAAUUCAGAGCCAGGAUCACGGCACAAGGAUCAGAGACCAGGACCGAAGUUUCACAAGUGCUGCACAGGCUGCAGGAAGUAAGAACGACGCUGCUGCUGUGGAGGCGGUGAUGCCAGGUGGAGGGACCGAGACACAAACAACACAGGAAGGUCCUCUGACUGCAGGUGGGUCACAAAUGGAUUCAACGUCAACCAAGGAGGCCUGCCAGGUCCCAUCUGUCUCGACUGAGGUAUCCAAACAGCCGUCGGCAGCAGUCGCCGGACUGACUAUCGGCGAGAUGCUAGAGAAACACUUGUUUCCAAAAGACAUCAACGCCUGGCAGCCGUACUGCCUCUCACAAACACUCCCUUAUGGAUACAAACAGUUGCUCAUAAGUGGACUGCCGAUGUACUACCCUGGUUUCUACACAGAGACGGAUGUUGCCAAUCUGCUCCUUCCACUCGGGUUUCAAAAUAAAGAAGACAAACUCUUUGUCAUUCCUCAGGCGCGCAUGGCCUUUGUCACGAUGCCAGCGGUGGAAAAUGUUUUACACUUAACGAGAACCGCUGCGCAGAGUGGCUUUUUCUUCAGGGGGACCAGACUCGUAUUUGAAGUCAUCAACAUACGCUACCCACUGACAGCGGCUCAGUUUUAUACAUAUUUGAAGAAAGUGCUGAAAUGUUCUGUGACUGAUGAGGUGGAGAGAACCGUCCUCAUCUGGAACAUUUCACAGAGCGGGAUCAGACACCUCAGAGAAGCUCUGAAAGAGUUUGGUCCUGUCACAAACUUCAUGCCCCUCCUCAACAAGCUCUUUGUAGAGUUUGAGUUUGUUGAAGACGCUGAUCGGUUUGAAGGUUGGUACAGUGAAGUGAAACAAACCCCCGGUUCUAAAGUCGUCAGACUGAAAGGACCGAACGUCAACUCUCAGUCACUACGUCCUGUGCCUGCAGGGACGACACAAGCCGAUGCAGCAUCAGCCAAGGAUGCCUCCAAGACCGAUGGAAAAGUCUCUGCUGGGACUGAGAAACCUGGAACAUCAGAAGCAGCGCCGUCUGCAGCAGAAGUGGAAUCAAAGGAAGGCGUCGCAGAAGUCGCAAUUGUGCCCUCCAAAUCUGAAGCGUCAGGAAAACAGCCUGACCUCGGUGACUCAGAAGUCAAACCUGAAUCAUCUGGAGCUGGAGCAGGGCAGCAAGAAAAAUCUGCUGACAUAACCGAUUCAGAAACAGAAUCGGCGACUCAGAAACACCAAAUUCCUGCAGAAGAGCUUGCAGCAAAGGAAGCUGACACCGGUAUCAAAGGACUGGGAGUCCUGCUGAAGGACUCUGAAGAAGUGGGUUUGGCUUCCCAAGCAGAAACGGUCUCAACGACGCAGGAACCCAACACUCAAGCAGACAAGCUCGGAGCAAAUGCAGCAUCUUCUGAACAUGUGGGUCGAUCGAAUGAUGCAAAUGAACCGAUGGAGGUCGCAGAACCGGGCUGUACGGAACCUACAGGAAGAGCACCACAAGAGCACCAGCAGGCGGCAGAAGAAGCUGCAGUGGAGGCUGAGACAGGAACGACUCAAACAGAGAUGACACAAAUGGAUUCAACAUCGACCAAAGAGGCCUCCGGAGCAUCCGCGCCACCUCUCGGCAAAGACUCAGUGGCCGCCUCGUCUGUGAAAACCAAAGCGGCGGCGGCUGCAGCAUCCAGGUCAUCGUCCUCUGCGGUCACCUGGCCGACUAUCGGGGAGAUGCUGGACAAGUACCUGUUUCCAAAGAGCAUCCAUACGUUAGUGUUUCCACACGUCACUGCAUUAUCUUACAACCAGCAGCUGCUCAUAUGCGGCCUGCCGACGUAUCAUGACGGCUGCUACACGGAGGACGACAUUGCCGACCUGCUCGUUCCGUUUGGAUUCAAAAACAAACAAGAGAAGCUCUACGUCAUUACUCAGACGCGUAUGGCCUUCGUCCUGAUGCCGACAGCAGGAGACGUGAGCGACAUAAUAAGAGCCUCCAGAAGGGAUCCCAUUAUAUUCAAAGAAUCCGAACUCCGCUUCCAUGCUUUAGACAACACCAUUUCCAUGAGACCGUUCUGGUUUUAUGAAUCCCUGAUGACACGGUUAGAUUAUUGCAUGAACGAGGACAGAGAUGCAGUCAUCUUCAUCAGGGACAUUUCACCCACAGAGACCAGAGAACUCAGAGAGGCUUUGACUAAAAUGGGCUCCAUCAGGAACUUCCUGCCUCUCCUCAACAAGGUAUUUGUAGUGUUCCAGACCGCCUGCGAUGCUGAUUGGCUCGGAGUUUGGUACAGUCUUCUGAGACAAGCCCCAGGCUACAGAAUCCAGAGGCUCAAAAUACCACUCAGCACCAGUUCACCACCUUCUCCAAUGGUUCCUAAGGACUGUCUGCUGGACAGCAAGGAUCUAAUUGAUGGUGUAACCGUCCCGUCAGCAAAAGUUGCCAUUCCACAGUUCAGCCCUUCACCAUUUUGGAUCAGUUUGAGAAACAGUCCCUUUGUGUUCCCAACCAUUUCUCCUUGGUUCAUCAUACCAGAGUACCAAACUGUCAAGGGCUUGUUUGACAUUGAGAAGGCCAGUCGUCGAGGUUCGAUGUGCCCCACAAUCAUGUUGACUGGUUUGCCAGAAGGAAACUACAAACAUGAAGAUGUGGCGAGGCUGGUGUGGCCAUAUUUCCCCAAACAGACCCUUCACUCCCUGUACUACAACGUGACAGUCCUACCGCUGCAGAGGAGGGCGUUUGUGUUCUUCUCUGAUUGGACGACAUGUUCCGACUUCGUAGCAGCUCACGUCGCUAAGCGCGUUUCACUGAAAGGGCGCAUCGUCGGCGUCCACUUUGUCUUGCAAAACAUGUAUCCUGAAUCCAGUGAGGAGAUGAUGUACAGAAGCCUGAUGAAGUGGAGCAACGCUGGAGUUCCUGAUCCGACGUCUCUGGAGGAGCGUCUGCUGUGUGUGGAGGUCUCUGAGGUGUCUCUGGACAUCAUCACAUUGGUCAUAGAGAUGGUGGCGUCCAUCGCGACCUUUGUCAACUUCCUGCCACUUGCCAACAGGAUAUGCAUUGAGAUGACUGACUCCAGCGGCGUCACCGAGGUGGUGGAAAAAUACAAGGAUCCCUCCCCCAACUCUUUCACAGCGGACCCUGCUUGGAGUAGAGUGAAAAACUUUGAAUCUUUGCAGAGCCUCAAACAGCGCCUACAAGAUUCUGCUGAGGUUACAAUAAACCUUGAUAAACCAGGCGCCACUGUUGGCAGAGACGAGGCCCCUGAGAUGGACGAGGACAUGCUCAAAGCCAUCACAGUGACAGUGGGUAAAAACAGACUUGUUCAGAAGAGCAGGUCUCAGAGUGCGGAAAGACAGGGUGAGGAUGAUUUUACAGACGAUUUAGUCUCGUCUGACGCCUACCUUUUCGACGAGGAACAAUUCAACGAGGAGGAAUUCGUCACCGUCGAUGAGGUUUACGAUGACGUUGAAGACUUGAGCCCCGAACCUCGUCGCUACUCCUCGUCCAAGCACUCGUCCAGAGAGAGAGGAGAGAGGCAGAGCUCUGGGGGGUCGUCUUCCCACCAUCGGACCUCGACGAGAUCUUCGAGAGACUACAAGAGCUCGGCCUCGUCAUCCAGGUCAAAUAAAGGCUCGAGAUCUGACCCGAAACACUCAUCUAAACCCACCAAAUCCAGCACCAAAACCUCGUCGUCUGCCAGCGCCAGUAAGGCCUCUUCCCUCCCUCCUCCAGUGUGGACUGAAUCUCCUUCCUCACUUGAUAAGAAAACACAACAGAGCAGUACAAAAUCACCACUCAAAUCAUCAAGCACCAAAAGAGAAAAGAUCGAGGCCUCAGUGGAACCGGUUAGGGAGGGAGCUAAAGACACUGAGAGUGCAGUGGCAAAGUCUGACCACAGGGUGUCAGCAGAGGGCACUGCUGCAAAAUAUGUCGAGUCAGAGGCAGAAAUAGAAACGACAAGAGAGAUGCAUCCAGCCCAGCAGGAACAUGGAUCAGAUUUGAACCAAGCCCAGCAUCUGGAGAUUGAUUUAGAUACAAACAAAACCCAGAGGACGAGCAAGAGGAUGACACACAUACAGAGGAGGUCGACAAUUCAUCUGACGGUCAGACAGAUGAGCGAAUGGAAGAGUGUGGUCAAGAUGGAAGCUCUGCACCUCAGCGCGAGAGACAGUGGAGCAACGACAAGUCAAGGAGACAGUGGCCUGGUCCAAAGAGAUGGUUCCACUUCAAAGCAGCUGUCCGAGGAAGGUUCAGGUCCAACAGCGGACCAAUCUGAUGAAAACCCUGCAGUUAAAGUCGAAGAUGCGGAAAGUCUUCAAGACCAUUCUCAAGAGAGCGACGACAAACCCAAUCUCAGACAUCCUGAUAGCGAUGGAACUGAUCAAGAGGCCUUUGAAAUAUUGGAUUCCAUCGAUGAUCAAACCCAAAUGGAAGAAAAACAGAUACCCAAAGAUGACGAUGGACCCGCAGAGGAUGGGGAGGAAGCAUAUGAGGUCAUUGAUUCUGUGGGAGAUCAGCCGACGACGACAGAGUCAGAGUCCGAACAGAAGCAGCAAAGACCCAGGAGGGGGAGGACCGCGUCGAGAAAAGAUGAUAGACCUUCACGGCGGAGCGGCCCAACAAGCAAAGCAGCGGAGGAAUCUCCCAAGAGACAAGACAGGACGGUUAAAGCACCCGAGGCCAGGACAAAGAUGGACAAAAAAGCGGCGCUAUUUGAAAUAGUAGAUUCCGUUGAAGAGGGUGGUGCCGCAUCCAGAGAAAGCUUGGGUAGAAGAAGAAGUACGAGAGGGAAACCCGAAGAGGUCACAUAUGAGAUUUUAGACUCAGUGGAGAACGAACCGGUCGCUGAAGAACCGACAAUCACAACAAGGAGAUCAACCAGGGGAAAGAGGGGAAGAACAGCUGAGGACGCUUCGACGGGGAAAACAAAAGAAGAGGAUGCGCCGACGGGAAGGAGGCAAACCGCUCCCAGGGAGAAAACUCCAAAGAAAGACGAGAAAGCUCCUCCAAAAGAGAGCGAGAGAGUUGGCGCUGAAGGAGAUCCAAGAGAGGAGGUCGCCACCUAUGAAGUACUAGACUCUGUGGAGGACGAGGUUCUGAAUGAUCAGCCGGUUACAAGAGGGAAAGGAAAAAGGGGAAGACCAAAGAGGCAGGUUAAAGCUGCUUUAAAGAAAGACGGUGCAACUUCAGAGAAAGUGGCCAAAGAAGAAGAGGCGACGUAUCGGAUUCUGGAUUCUGUGGAGGAUGAGUCGGUUGACGAUCAGCCACCGUCAGACCAGUCUGGGAAUAAAAGUAAAGAGAGUGUUUCUAAAAACGCCACCCAGCAAGAUCAGGAUAGAACAUCUCUUAAGGGAUCGACCAAAAAGGCGGAGGAGGAAGAAGAGGAGGAAGAAGAACCGUUGUUCCAGAUCGUGGAUUCUCUGGAGGACGAUCAAGUUCAGGAAGAGCUGGCACCCACCGAGGUGUCCGAUGGAGCCAAGACAGGAGAGGAAUCUCCUCGAGAAGAAGGUGAAAUAGAAGACACGCAAACCUGCCGUGCCACAGUUGUGGAAGCAUCUGAAGAAUUGGUUGAGAAGGAGGAAAUUCUCCUUCAGAGAGUCGGUGAGUUAGAGGAGGGAAAUGAAGGGUCUGAUACCGGUGAGAAGGAAAGGACAUCACCUGGGAAAUGUCAUGGUGAUACUGCGGCGCUCGAAAGGGAGAAAUCCCCCGAGAAAGAACAGACGCCGAGCACCCUGGUCAGCCUGGACGAAGUCAGCGAUGAGGAGGAGGAUUACCCAGACGACAGAGAAGAGGAGGAAGAACUGAGGAGGCGGCAAGCCGUCGCAAAAGAGAAGCGGUUUCCCAAGGAGCAUGACGUGAGGGGCAGAAGGGAGGAGAGGGAGCGACGGAGCCGGAGCGAUGGCAGCAGAGGAGGAGGAGGAGACGACGGACGAAGGAGCAAAAGGGGGAAGGAGGAUGAGAGGGCGGAGGUGGACGCCCGAGAGAUGGUGACUCUGGACGAGGUGGGGGCGGAUGAGGCCAAGGAUGAAACGGCGCCGGAGAGACGAGUGUCGGACGAGGAGGAGGCGCGGGCACUCGUCACUCUGGACGAGUUCGUAGACGAGGAGGCGGAGGAAAAGGCGGAGCCAAUUAAAGUGGAGGCCCGCCCUCUCGGCCAGGAGGACGAAUCAGUGGAUGACCUGAACCAAGAGACGUUGGUGACUCUAGAUGAAGCCUGCUGCGACGAAGAGGACAAGCUGCACGACGAGCAAGCUGAGGAGACGUUAGGAUCUUCAAAACGGAAACAUCAUGACGACACAGAGGAAGGUAUGAACUUUGUGAUCGUAGAUGAGGUGAAGGAUGAGGAGAAAGAGGAAAUGUCCACACCCAGGACAAGAGGCCGACCUAAGAAGAGAACCAGACUGACCCCUGUAAGAAAAUCCACCAGAGGGAAAAAUGUGGUUUCACAUGAAGAAGAAAAGGAACCCAGUGAUGACCUGCCUCCCUCCUCACUUGAAGCCUCCUCAUCGAUGGACAAAGAUGCGUCCAAACUGUCAAAUGUUGGCGAGCAGGCAGUCCAGAAGGCAGCAGAGGUGGAAGCUAUGACCCAAGCCGACAUCGAAACGGCCUCUGCUGACCCGGAGCUGCAGCCGGAGGACAAGACGCUGGAGAAAUGCGCAGAGAUAAGCGAGGAGGAGGAGAGGGAAGAAAAGAGCAGGACGGACAUUAAAGACGCGAGUAAAAAGAGGAGGGACGCGGUCGGACCUGAAGCAAAGCGGUCUCGUUCUCAAUCUCCUUCCGUCCCUGCCGACUUCAAACUGCCGGAAUUCAAACCCAACAACCCCCUCGGUAAAGAGUUUGUGGUCCCCGGUUAUUUUUGUAAGCUGUGCUCGGUUUUCUACAAACACGAGAGCACGGCCAAGGAGCUCCACUGCAGCAGCCAGACACACUUCAACAACCUGCAGAAACAUUAUCGGGAGCUUCAACAGAAAGCAGGAAGUUCAACACCAAGUUGUCAGGGUUCCUUUCCUGAGUGAUUGCAAAACCCGUCCACUGAAUCCCGGUGGUGGCGUUCCUCCUCCUCCCUUCCACAGUUUCGGUGCCUUGCUUUGCUCUAUGGUUGCACAAUUUCAUUGCUUCACUUGCGUUCUGUAAAACACAAGAAGCACAACCUGAUGUUCUUUGUAUGGUGUCAAGAGUUUCGACCGUUUAAAAGGUGCAACAUGACCUACAUUUUUACAUCCACUGAUUUUUCUUCAAAUAUGAACGUCACCCACUUUAACCAAGGGAACAAUCUCAACCAGUAAAUGAGUUUCCAGUAAUGACCCAAAGCCGUCAUUUUCUCAGCCCUAGGAAGUGCAGUCUGCAAUCAUUCAAAAAUCUCUAUCAGGUCUAAAUGCCACCAAAUAGUUCUCUUAUGUGAAUUGGCAUGUCUUAAAGGAGCAAUGUGUAACCCUGACAUCUAGUGUUUAAAGUGGGUACUGCAGUCAAAAUUCAAAACAUUGGAGAGCGCACUACAGUCAAUGGUUGCCAUAUCAUGGACUCUGUAGCUUCAGUGUUUAGCCAGCUCUGCAUUGGUCACGCCGUAACAGAACUGUAAGAAGUAUAAACAAAAAACGCUUCAUAGACACUUUCCAGCUCUGGCCAAAGAUGCUCUGUUCCAAAUUUGGUGACAAUGACCCAAAGUUUCUUGGGAGUAGUCGGGGGAAAUUUCAAAAUGGCAGAAAGCCAAAUCUAGAGCCAAAAGGUUACGGCCUAGUUGGAUGGAUUUUCCUGGACUCAAAAUCAAAAAGGCAAAACAUUUGAACUCCAGUGUUCAAAAGUACAAGACAAAAAAACACAAUGACUUUGUUGUAUUUCCACCAAAUGAAAUCACUCCAAAUGUAUCACUUAAGUGUUGUGGUACUCCAUUUCGGUCUUGGUCUUAAGACCGGCACUUUGUGAAGGUCUCAUCUUGGAAUCGAAAGCAUUUUUACUCAAACUCAGACCAGGCAGACUGUGGAUUUCAUAUCAAGACCGAUCACUUCCACCACUGACCGGCUGUUUGUCCACGUCAUUACGGUGAUUAGAAGGAAAACGCCCCCUUUUUCUAAAACAACAAAUAACUUUAAAUUAAUUCAUAGUUUGAUUUUUUUAUCCCCCAAUUACAGCCGCAACCUUCCCGAUGUUACAGUCUAAAUUCGUGACACGCACACCAUAUGAUGAUUUCUCUGUGAUAUUGAUGGUUUUGGAUUUGGUCUUGGUCUUGACUCGGUCUCAAUCCCUAAAUGUCUUGGUCCUGGAGCACUCUGGUCUCAGGUACGUCUUGGUCUCAGUUAGUUUAGUCUUUACUACUCAUUUGAGUCUUCAUCAAUACAUUCACAAAAUGUAUUGAUGUAUCAAUUUUUCUAAUAAUUUGAAGGAGUAUAAAACACAUCUCUGCCAUCACAUUGUUACUUUCCAUGAAAAGAAGGAUGAGCAGGAAGUAAGGGGCGGGGCACAUGAUUACAUUUCAUAAAGUGAGGGGAUUCUGAUGCAGCAUGUAGCACCUUUUUGAAAGAGAAAAAAUCUUACUCUUGAAGUGUAAAUGUUUUUAAAGUCUUGUAAAUAAAAUCCUGAAAUAAUCGUU